AUGGCCCCGGCCACGCCCGGCCCUUCGGCGCCGCACCGCGCACCCGGGCCCCCCGGGGUCCUCAUAGGCCGGAGGACACGCGCAGGCCUCCUGUCUCACCUCGAGUUUUACGGGGACCGCCGGCGGCGCCCGCGCCUCCACCCGCCCGCACACCUGGCCCCGCGCUGCAGUGGAGACAGCGGCAGAGACGGCCCGACCGUCACGUGCCGCAGAACCAAGAGGCCUCGGCUACCGCUGCUGCCGCGCGAGCGAGCCCCACCGCGCAAAGCCCGGCCCUGCGUCCGCCCCUCGCUCCUGAGCUCGGCACUGGGCACCCACGCGCCCCACAAGGUCCACUCGGUCCUCACCCUGGAGGCCUUCAGGUGUCUUAGCUCAGGCCACAUCAGCCGCCUGUGGGAGCAGCUGCAGCAGUUCUGGGCCGACCACUUCUCGCAGCGCUUCUCCCCGCGGCGCCCGCCGCUGCGCCGCAUCUCCUCCAUGUCCACCUUCUACUUGCUAGACCACCGGACGCGCCAGGCCGAGCUGGGCCUCAGCUACGGCGCGCCGCGCACUCGCCUGAGCGACGAGGCCUUUGUGUUCCGCGGCGGCCAGUGGACCACCGAGGGGCAGCCGCGGCGGUCGCGACCGCCGCUGCCCUCACCCAGCAACUCGGGCUGGAAGACGCAGGUGCAGGGGGUCAACAGCCAAUUGUUGCUGGAGGAGAACAACUACCUGAAGCUGCAACCACAGCGCGCAUGCACCUGCUGGAGAAGAAGUUCGAUUCCCAGGCCAGCCCGGCGUCUGGGGCGCGCUCCUGGCAGAGGAGGAUGCGCAAACGCGAAGGCGCGAACGCGGUGCUCUUGCUCCAGCCGCGCGCUCUGGAGUCGCGGUGACGCAAUAAAGCCCGUGCGGCGCACGCGCAUUUCGCUCCUCUCUGCCGGCCCCGGCGCCUUCGUAGGCAGCCAAGUGGGGUCGGCUCGGGCUCGCGACCUGCGGAUUUCCUGUGCUCUCAAAGAGACUUGGCCAUCCUGGACCUUCAUUUUGUCCUACAGCAGUGGCCUUGAGCUGAAUCCUGGCUGUUACCUCCUGGUGAGCUUCACUCCUUUCUUCUGCUCAGAACUCUGGGGAUCAGAGCUUUGCAGAAAAAUAUUUUGGGGCUUGAAGAGGGAGGUCAAAGAGGCCGCAGAUUUGUCUACAGCAAGAGGAAAGAUGAAGGGAAAUGGGAGCAGAGAAGCUGGGCUCCAGAGGGUGCUCGAGGACAUUUGGCCGCACCUCCGUGCCAUCUACGAGGCUGGCCCGACGCUGACACCUCAUCAGUACAGGCCGGGAGACUGGGUCUACGUCAAGAGGCACCACCGAGAGACCCUCGAGCCGCACUGGAAGGGACCCUACAUCGUGGUGCUGACAACCCCCACCGCUCUCAAAGUAGACGGCAUCGCGACCUGGGUCCAUCACAUCCACGUUCGGCCAGCGGACCCCUCCACGAUCCGGAAGGACUUUGUCAUGCGAUGGGCUGUCAAUUGGGACCAACACAACCCGCUCAAGCUCAGGUUAUAGCACAUUCGACCCACCUGAUAUUGGUAACUCUGUUAGCUCUGCUUGUCACUGCUCAUGCUGCCGAGAGUCCCCACGCCCCCCAAAACAUCACCUGGCAGAUCAUAGACACCAGCUCGGGGACAAUACUUAAUCAGACUUCCCAGAGCCACCCCAGGGAUACUUGGUUCCCAGAACUUUGCGUAGACCUCCAAACUCUGCUCCCCUUGUCACCAUAUGCCCCCGGAUUCCAUGCGCAGAACCUUUAUUUCUAUGUCUGCCCCGGCCACUCUCCCUCGAGCUCAUGUGGGGACGCGGCUGACUACUUUUGCGCCUCCUGGUCAUGUGUCUCGACGGGGCACAUCUGGUGGACCCCACCACGCUCCGGAGAUCUCAUUGUGGUAAAGCGGCCCAGUGGCCCUCGACCGCCAUAUGCCUGGGGGCGUGGUAAUCCCAUAGUUAUAUCCUUUACAAGCCAAGGUAAAAAAACAACAGGAUGGGAGAGUGGAAAAACCUGGGGACUCAGGAUAUAUGACUGGGUUAGGCUGGGAGCCAAGGACAAGGGAACGUUAUUUACCCUCCGAAUGCAAGCGACUCCCCUUGCCCAGCAGUCCCCCACAGGGGUAGGACCCAACCAAGUACUAGUUCCCCGACCUGCCCCCACCCGGACAGCCACUCCCAGAAACACCUAGACCUUGGCCACACAGCCCUCCACAUCCCCUGUCCCUACCGGAGCAUCACCCGCAUCUCCUGCCCCAGGUCACAACUUACUAUCUGAUACAGACCCCUGUGGAGCACAGUUGUCGGAGCAUACCAGGUACUAAACACUUCUAGACCCGACCUGACCAAGUCCUUUUUGCUCUGUCUAGAUGUCCGGCCCCCAUAUUACAAAGGUAUUGCCAUUAAAGGCAAUUAUACAACAGCCUCCAACUCUAGUUCCUGCAGAUGGCAGCAGGCUACUGCAAGACUAAUCCUCCAGGCGGUAACAGGGCAGGGCACUUGCAUACGCCACGUGCCCCCUGGGCAGUCACAUCUCUGUAAUGAAACCCUAACAGUCCCCAGGGAGACAGUGUAUCUACUUCCCCCCGAAUAUGCAUGGUGGGCCUGUUCCAGCGGCCUCGCUCCCUGCGUCCACUCCCAAGUCCUUAACUCCUCGAAAGAAGGCUUCUGCAUACUCGUGCAGUUGAUCCCCAAGCUAGUGUACCAUUCGGGGGAAGAAAUACUUAACAGGUUAGGCUCUACUAACCCCUGAAGUAAGAGAGAGCCUAUUACAACCCUAACUCUGGCUGCGCUCUUGGAACUGGGAUUAGCGGGGGCAGGGACCGGAAUAUCCUCACUCGUCAUCCAGGACAAAAACUACGGAACCCUAAGGGCAGCCAUUGACUUAGACAUAGAAUUGAGAAAUCAAUUUCUCAUUUACAGGAAUCCCUUACUUCCUUAUCAGAAGUAGUACUCCAAAACAGAAGGGGAUUAGACUUAUUAUUCAUGCAGCAAGGAGGACUCUGUGCAGCCCUAGGGGAAGAAUGUUGCUUCUAUGUUGAUCACUUGGGGGUCGUAAAAGAAUCUAUGGCCCUCAUAAGGAAAGGGCUGCAAAAACAAAAGUUUAGAGAGAGAACAAUCUCAGUCCUGGUACGAGUCUUUGUUCAACUGGUCUCCCUGGUUAGCUACCCUCAUCUGGGCCCUUGCCGGACCCCUCACCAUCCUGCUCCUACUAUUAACCCUCGGACCCUCUAUCAUCAACAGACUGGUCCAGUUUGUCAGGGACUGCAUAGGGGCCGUCCAACUAAUGGUCCUCCGUGCUCAGUGCAAGCCCCUAAUAACAGAAGAGGACAAAAUAGAAAUGCAGCCGGUCCCAUGAUUGGGUCCAUAAGCUACAUGACAAGGGGGGAAUGAAAGAGCAGACCUAGGCCGGCCAACUCCAUUUUGUUCUGUGUCCUCCAUCUUGAGUGACUACGUCCCUGACAUGGCCCCCUUUCCCGGAAAACCACAGAAAGAAAUUCCCAUUCAAACCUCAGACCACACCUCCUCCCUUUGAGUAACUUCCCGCUCACCCGUUCAAACUUCCCGUUCAAACCACACCUGGCAACCUGCGCAACAGGACUCUGACCCUUCCCCAGCCAAUUGGCUAAGACCACAACCAUUACCCCACCAACUGCCCCUAGAUCCCUAUAAAACCUUUGUGCUUUUGAACCUCGCGCUCUCUGGCAUCUCACUGCUGCAUUGGUACAGGUAGGGGAUUGAGCUCGAGCUAGCUCGAAUAAAGGCUCUUUGCUUUUGCAUCAGA
Messenger RNA from Panthera uncia (snow leopard), 3796 nucleotides. It is a transcript of the gene CBY3, whose product is annotated as chibby family member 3. The coding region runs from base 1 to 1536 and encodes 511 amino acids. Lineage: Eukaryota; Metazoa; Chordata; Mammalia; Carnivora; Felidae. The transcript has 6 exons. The record is from RefSeq and is a predicted model, not a curated record.